AAAAGAAUCCGAUCCAUGGAUAAAAAACCACGUAAACUUCGAUAACUGUUUCAUAAUGGGACUCGGCGCAGGAGCUAACAUCGCCUACUUCGCGGCUCUACGUACACUCGACCUCGAUCUCUCACCUGUGAAAAUCCAAGGGCUGAUAUUAAACUCUCCGUUAUUCGGUGGGGUCCAGAGAACAAAAUCCGAUCUUCGUUUUUUCGACGAUCAUAUACUACCCUUACCGGUGGUUGAUCUCAUGUGGAGCCUCGCUUUGCCUGAGGGUGCAGAUCGCGACCACGUGUACUGUAAUCCGACGGUUGCGGAUGAGGUUUAUGGUGAGAAGAUCGGACGGUUGCCGAGGUGUUUGGUUAGUGGGUACGAUGGGGUUCCUCCUCAACCGAAUUCUCUUGUGAGAUACUGUGGGGAUCCGUUGGUGGAUAAACAAAGGGAGUUGGUGAAGAUUUUGAAGGCACGUGGGGUGCACGUGGUGGAGUGUAUUAGGAAAGAUGGGUUUCAUGCUAUGGAAGUGUUUGAACCUUUUAUGCCAAAUGAACGUGCUUUGGUUGAGGAUGUUAAGAAGUUUGUAGGUAGUUGAUAAGCUUCUCUAUGACUCUUUCAAUGAGGAUGCAUGUCUGUUUUCUUUUCCUAAGUUAUUAUUGCUUGAAUAAUAAUAAUAAAAUUAUGGGCAUUAUAUUGUUGUAA
This is a messenger RNA of Vicia villosa (hairy vetch), 687 nucleotides long. Its product is annotated as probable carboxylesterase 8. The transcript has a single exon. The record is from RefSeq and is a predicted model, not a curated record. The coding region runs from base 56 to 580 and encodes 174 amino acids. Gene Ontology annotation, molecular function: hydrolase activity. NCBI's taxonomy places the organism in Eukaryota, Viridiplantae, Streptophyta, Magnoliopsida, Fabales, Fabaceae.